AGAUGAUGAAUGUGACUGAGGACUCAGAGUCCAACACGCAUCAUUUCAGCCAGCAAGUGUUAACCACCAUUGUUAUGACAGUCACCUUUCUUGUGGGAGUCCCUGGGAACAUGAUGGUAAUUUGGAUCACUUGUUGGAAAAUGAAACGGACUGUGAACACUAUCUGGUUUUGGAACCUCGCUAUGGCCGAUGUCACCUGUUGUCUUUUUAUUCCGUUGUCCAUUGUUCAGUUAUUCCAUGGCGAAUGGCUGUACGGUCCUGCUCUCUGCAAAAUUCUACCUGUCAUUGUCCACCUUACCAUGUUUGCCAGUGUCUUCACUCUGGUAGCCAUUAGCAUUGACCGAUGCCUUCUGGUUGUCCAACCGGUGUGGGCUCAAAAUAAACGCUCCCUACGAAUGGCAUGGGCCCUAUGUGUGGUUAUUUGGAUGUUGUCCUUCUUGAUGUGUCUACCUGCUGUCCUGCACCGAAAGACCAUCUUAUAUGAUAACAUUACUUUUUGCCUGUAUAUUUAUGAUGAGGACUAUGACGAUGAUGCUAUCGACCAUUCUUUAUCGCAUAACAGCACAGAUGAGGACUACCAAAUUCCUCCUUUGGACAUUACCAUUACUUUUACACGCAUGAUUUUUGGUUUUCUGAUCCCUCUCCUAAUUGUUUCCUCCAGCUACAUCCUUCUGGCUUCAAAGGUGCAAAGUUCCCGGCUUUUCAAGGUUGGAAGGAAAACCACCAAGGUGGUUCUUUGCAUUGUGGUUGCUUUUUUUGUCACGUGGGCCCCCUACCACAUAAUAGGUGUGAUCAUGCUCUACUUUUCUAAUACAAUAGUGGAAACUCUGAAUAGUCUGUCUGUGGCCUUGGUCUACUUGAACAGCUGUAUCAACCCCAUACUCUAUGUCUUCAUGGGGAAAGAUAUGAAGAAGAGGGUGCAACAGUCCGUUCGCAUGCUCAUGCAAAAUGCCUUCAGCGAAGAGGUCUCUAGAAGUACUGAGCGCACCAGGAGCAAACUCACAACUGAAGACAGUAUGGCUUUUUGAGCUCAG
Nanorana parkeri is the source of this 1034-nucleotide messenger RNA. RefSeq names its product C3a anaphylatoxin chemotactic receptor-like. Gene Ontology annotation, biological process: positive regulation of cytosolic calcium ion concentration; inflammatory response; complement receptor mediated signaling pathway. The record is from RefSeq and is a predicted model, not a curated record. Gene Ontology annotation, molecular function: complement component C5a receptor activity; G protein-coupled receptor activity. NCBI's taxonomy places the organism in Eukaryota, Metazoa, Chordata, Amphibia, Anura, Dicroglossidae. Gene Ontology annotation, cellular component: plasma membrane. The coding region runs from base 3 to 1028 and encodes 341 amino acids. The transcript has a single exon.